GUCUUCUUAAAGCUUUCGGGCACUUUUUACCUUUUACUUUUCUCAUUACCCUAGCCCUUACUCUCAUUAGCAGAACCGACGAACAUGGCACCCGUCGACUUAUCCAUUAACUCUGUCUUCAGCGUCAAGGGCAAGGUAGCGCUCGUUACCGGCGGCGGAUCCGGUAUUGGCAAGGCCAUCAGCGCCGCGCUGAUUCAGAAUGGCGUAGCCAAGGUGUACAUCGCGGCACGGAAGGAGGCGCAGCUGGAGCAGGCUGUGAAAGAGCUCAACUCGGUACGGGAGGGGAGCGUGGAGUACAUUGUGGCCAACUUGAACUCAAAAGCGGGUGUAGACAAGCUUGUGGAGGAGGUCAAGCGCCGCACGUCCAAGAUCCAUAUCCUCGUGAACAACUCGGGCGUGUCGUGGGGCGCGCCGUUCCGUGAUGUGCCGGAACAGCAGGGCUGGGAUAACGUUAUGGCGGUUAACGUGAAGAGUAUCUUCUAUCUGACGGUCGGGCUCGUGGACCUCCUUACGAAGGACUCGACCGCGUACGAUCCUGCACACGUUAUCAACAUCUCCUCCACCGCCUCGGUCACUCCUCAUACGGAGUCCGUUACGAGCGCCGAUGGAAAUGGGACCAUUGCUUACAACGUCAGCAAAGCGGCUGUUAACCACCUUACGUCGAUUCUCGCCGUCAAGCUCGGCCCCAGCCACGUCUGCGUGAACGCAAUUUGCCCUGGCAUCUUCCCAUCCAAAAUGACUGCAUUCGCGUUCAAGACCUCUGGCGAGGAGAAAAUCGCAGAGCAUCAACCUACUGGCCGGACCGGCAUCCCCCAGGAUCUUGCUGGAAUCGCGCUCUUCCUGUCGUCGUCGGCGUCUGCGCACGUUACCGGCGCUCAUAUCCUUCUCGACGGCGGCCAUACUCUGGCAGUUCAGGGUAUAGCACCUCAGCCGAAGCUGUAGUCCGAUGGAUGCAUAAGUUAUUAGGUUCGAGUUUUCGGUUGUUAUAAAUGGUAGAAAUGAUGUGUACUGUCCUCGUCGGUUGCUUUCCGUCGUCCUUUCGCACUCC
This is a messenger RNA of Coniophora puteana RWD-64-598 SS2, 1048 nucleotides long. RefSeq names its product NAD(P)-binding protein. The transcript has 11 exons. The record is from RefSeq and is a predicted model, not a curated record. The coding region runs from base 85 to 942 and encodes 285 amino acids. NCBI's taxonomy places the organism in Eukaryota, Fungi, Basidiomycota, Agaricomycetes, Boletales, Coniophoraceae.